This is a messenger RNA of Microcebus murinus (gray mouse lemur), 1075 nucleotides long. Lineage: Eukaryota; Metazoa; Chordata; Mammalia; Primates; Cheirogaleidae. The record is from RefSeq and is a predicted model, not a curated record.
UCGCUCUGCUGAGAACAUGCUGAGGGGCGAGGGUGGGACAGGAGACCCUGCCCACUCGUGCUCUGAAACCCGGAGCCUCUACAGAGCCGUCACGGAAGUUCCUCCUGCUGUGGCUUGGGGUGGUUUGGAGAAGCAAAGCAAUAAGUCAAGUCGGCCUCAAAUUUCCUCUCAGUUCUAGGAAGGCCAGGCCACCACAGGGCGAUUUGUACCUGACGCCGCAGGACGCUCUGCGGGGAGAACUGCAAAGACGUGAAAUUCCAGUGCUGGAAGGCCGCGGUCUUUUGCUUUCGGGAGUCCUCGAUUAUGGUGACGCGUCUGACUGCACGAGCUCCCACCUCCCCUCCCAGCGCAUGGCGGGCUGCGCCUCAGUACGGGAUCGCAGGAAGCGUGAACGUGACGGGAGAUGAAGUGAAGAAACUGGACGUGUUAUCCAAUGCCCUGGUGAUCAACAUGCUCCAGUCCUCCUACAGCACCUGCGUCCUGGUCUCAGAGGAGAAUAAAGACGCCAUUAUCACAGCCAAGGACAGGCGGGGGAAAUACGUGGUCUGCUUCGACCCACUGGACGGAUCUUCCAACAUUGACUGCCUGGCCUCCAUCGGAACCAUAUUCGCCAUCUACAGAAAGGCCACAGAGGAUGAGCCUUCUGAAAAGGACGCCCUGCAGCCUGGCCGCAGCAUCGUGGCCGCGGGCUAUGCGCUGUAUGGCAGUGCCACCCUGGUGGCUCUUUCCACGGGGCAGGGAGUGGACCUCUUCAUGCUUGACCCGGCUCUUGGUGAAUUUGUCCUGGUGGAAAAAGAUGUCAAGAUUAAGAAGAAAGGGAAGAUUUACAGCCUCAAUGAGGGCUAUGCCAAGUAUUUCGAUGCUGCCACCGCUGAAUAUGUGCAGAAAAAGAAAUUCCCUGAGGUAUGAACACUGAAGUGCAGAGAGAUGGAAAUAACUAUUGAAAGUCACAAAACUGGAUGUUCUUGCAGAGAGAUGAAGGAACGUGUGUAAGAUGUCACUGCAGUAAGCCCCAUUCGAAGCUCAUUAAACAACUGAGGAAAAGUGGGAACAGAUGUAAACCUGGAUGAACGUC